UCGGGAGCCGCCGGGGCCGCAGCAUGGGGCGCUUCCGCGGGGGCCUGCGGUGCAUCAAGUACCUGCUGCUCGGCUUCAACCUGCUCUUCUGGCUGGCAGGCUCAGCCGUCAUUGCGUUUGGACUAUGGUUUCGAUUCGGAGGCACCAUAAAGGAUUUAUCAGCAGAGGACCAGUCCCCAGAAUAUUUCUACAUGGGCCUGUAUGUGCUGGUUGGAGCCGGCGCCCUGAUGAUGGCUGUGGGGUUCUUUGGAUGUUGCGGAGCCAUGCGGGAAUCACAGUGUGUGCUGGGAUCAUUUUUCACCUGCCUACUAGUGAUAUUUGCUGCUGAAGUAACUACUGGAGUGUUCGCUUUCAUAGGCAAGGGUGUAGCCAUCCGACACGUUCAGACCAUGUAUGAAGAGGCCUAUAAUGAUUACCUGAGAGACAGGGCAAGGGGGAAUGGCACGCUCAUGACCUUCCACUCAACAUUUCAGUGCUGUGGAAAAGAAAGCUCUGAGCAGGUACAGCCCACAUGCCCAAAGGAGCUUCCUGGCCACAAGAAUUGCAUUGACGAAAUUGAAACCAUAAUCAGCAUAAAGCUUCAGCUCAUUGGAAUUGUUGGCAUUGGAAUUGCAGGACUCACGAUCUUUGGCAUGAUAUUCAGUAUGGUCCUCUGCUGUGCGAUACGAAACUCUCGAGAUGUGAUAUGACAGCACUACUUCCACACAAAAGCCACAACCCGGAAUCUUGCUACUACAUGUCACCGUGGCUGUCUUCCAGCUCAUUUUAACAAUUCAAAGUACGUUAGGUUCUAAAAGAAUUUGCUGUUUGUUGUACAUUUGCACAUGUGUGUAUGUUUGGCUCUUACCCAUUUGCCCCUUGAGUGAGUUCCUAUGUGUGUUGACUGAGUGCCUAUUCACAUGUGAUUUGAGUGUUUCUGGUAUAUGCAUUACACACAACAAGAUUUGUUUGCUGGGAAUUUCUGAUUCUUGUUAUCUAAGAAGAAUAACCUUUUUAACUAGCAGGGAAAAAAAAUCCAAAAAAAGUCUUGAGAAACUUUUAAUAGUUGGUUAUUCAAAGAAAGUUGAUAACACAUCAGCUUCUCAGAUCAUAGCCAUAGGAGGUUAGAUACAGAGAAUCCAGGGGUUUCUAGUCAGUGCAAGCAACAGGCUACAGCCGUGCAGACCUGAUGCAGAGUCAGGACUGCCUGUGUCCAAGUUGCUGUAGUAGUUUCCUAGGGUGCUUCCAUGUACAUGCUCUCCCUUCCCAGAAUACAAUCAAUGAUAGUUUUAGAACUAAACACAUCUGCAUAACUAAAUACAGCAUGGAAAAUCUAAUUUGAAUAAGUCAUGCUUUCCUAGUAUUUAAAAACACAAACCUCCCUCUGGAAAGAGUACUUACUCAGACAAUCAUGUAUCCUGUAAGAGUCAGUGCUUUUUGGACUUACACACACACACACACACACACACACACACACACACACACACACACACAAGUGAACCCCAGGCAGAGUCGUCUUACACAAAGACAUGUAAAUAUUGAUUGCUUUGAUUUUUCCUUUUAUGGAUCUGAUCUGAACUACUGCCACCCUCACAUCCUCAAAGGGCUUUUUUUUCCUUAGAUUCUUCUCUGUUUCUCCAAAUGGAAGAGCAGAAAAACUAAAGCAAGAGAUCUGGCAGUUGCAAAUUGCAAGAAAGAGAAUUUUUCCUGGCAUUGUAUCUCUGAAAUACCUCAUAACUCAAGUUUACAUAUUUUCCUGAUUUUUUUCUAUUUUUCCUAUUUAUUCACCUAGGGAUUUCUCCUUUGUAGAAUAAGAGCUGAAGUUUUUGCCACCCAAAACAAUUAAAACACAGUACUUAAUAAUUCAAGUAUUAUAUUAUGAGAAUUUUUGACCAAGUUAAAAAAAUUAUCUUAGUUGUUUGCAUGGCACAGAUGCAGGUUAAGGAAACAAAAAUCGUUUUCUGCAUACAUCACACACACACACACACACACACACACACUACAAUGUGUUCUUUCUGUGCAAGUCCUCCAUGAAAGUAUACCUUUGUUUUAUUUUUUUCUCUUAGUACUUGGUUUUGAACACGUAAACCCACAGUUAGAAACUAAAGGAGAGUAUUUAUCAAUAGUCUUUGUAACCUGUUAUUUUAAUACAACCUGGAUUUUUUUAUUGCAUUUUAAAAUACCACACAAAAGUGAAUGUGUAGGGGGGCUUCGGAACUCUCCAAGUGUGCCUCUUCCAUGUGUCUCACUCCCACAGAGAACCGCAUUGCUUGUUCCGCCAGGCUUGUUACCGCUACACACUGAAUGAUGCAUGGCUACUUCACUGUGUCUAUAGACACAAUUAAAAGACAAAAAUCACUUCAUGAAAUAGAUAUUUGUGCCCCCCGCCCCCAGAGCUGACAAAUGCAGUCUGUAAAGUAAAGGACAGUCAGUCCAUCUCUUAAUAGCUUUAGUUCAUCCGCCUCCCUGGAGGCUGGGUUAGGCCCAAGCGAAUACUCAGGUUCUUUCCAGCUCAGAAUUAGCUCUGUUCUACAAAAGAGAGCUUCAUUUCCUCUAGGAGUGAGUAACCUUAAAGAAGUCCAAAAUAGUGAAAAGUAAAAUAAUAGAAAUAAAUUCAUUUUUUAAAAUAUUUUUAAGUGGGAGAGUAAGGAUCUAUUCCAGAGAUAAUUAGCAUGGCCCUCUUGGAAGUGAACUUUCCAGAAUAUGUGCCAUGGGUAGAGGUUUAGAAUUCCACCACGGCAUGCGAGUAGAUUUUAUAUUUGCACAUUCACAGAGAUCAGAUAAAUAAAUAUGUGCGUGUGUAAGUAUAUAGAUACAGGCCUAUCUAUAUAGAGAUCUAUAACCCCUAUAUAUCUUGAAUAUAUAUAUAUCUUGAAUACAUAUAUGUUGAAUAUAUACAAAUGUUAUCUGAAUAUAUGUAUACACAUUUGUGUGUGUAUGUAAGCGUGUGUGUGUAUGUAUGUGUGUGCACAUACACAUAUAUAUAUAUAAAUUUUGGGUUGUUUGUUUUUCUGAACUAAUUUUGUGAGAGAAGCCCCAAACAUUUUCUUAGCCCUGUACUGCCAAGGCACCAAAUUGAAACUUCUUAAUGAUGAAAUACUUUAUUUCAAAUUAAAUUUUCUAUGUAC
This is a messenger RNA of Ochotona curzoniae (black-lipped pika), 3107 nucleotides long. RefSeq names its product tetraspanin 2 (gene TSPAN2). The coding region runs from base 24 to 689 and encodes 221 amino acids. Gene Ontology annotation, cellular component: membrane. The transcript has 8 exons. Lineage: Eukaryota; Metazoa; Chordata; Mammalia; Lagomorpha; Ochotonidae. The record is from RefSeq and is a predicted model, not a curated record.